AUGGCGCCGGCGGUGGUCCAGCCCACCUCGAACGGCGCGCGACCCGCGAACCUCCUCGCCCACGGAGCGAACGGUAGCACCGAUCCCGGACGGCCGGCAGCGUCUUGCCUCCCGCGUCGGCCCGCGGUGGGCGUCGCCGCGCCGCGAUCGUGGUCACGCAAGUCGUCCAUCCGGGGCGAGGGCGUCAAUGCGCUCGCCCCGCUUCGCCGCGUGCACGCGCAAUCGCGACGAGGCGACGCCCACGCGUCCACUCCCCGAUCCACACGCUCAGCCGCGGGCGAUGACGCCGACCGACGCGGAGGCCAUCUGCUGCGAAGGACGCGCCGCGGCGAAGUCGUGGUGACCGCGGCCGCCGCGACCGACGAGCCCGGCGUCGAGCCCGGCCUCGAGCGCGUGCCCGUGUCCAUCACGGGCCAGAAAUCGCUGGGUCUGUGGACGUGCCUCGCGGUUGCGGCGACGCUCUACUCGGUUCCGUUUGGAUUCGUGCGGUGGAACCUCUCCACCAUCGCGCCGUUGGUCUGGUGGCAGAUGGCGGCGUCCACGGCGAUGGGCACCGUCUUCGCGCUCCCGUUCCUCCUCGCCAUCGCCAACCCGGCCGUGGCGUACAGGCUGGACUUUCCGCGCUUGGCGCGCGUCUCUUUCGGCGUCAAGGGUGCGGCGCUGGUGAACCUCAGCCGCGGAGUCUUGGGAACCGCGCUCGUCGCGCUCACCACCCUCAUCGGCGGCGAGGCGGCGUACGGACUGUGGGGAGAGAUCUCGUACAUGUUCUUCGACGGCGCGCCCCUGCCCGCGGAGGCUCGCGCCAUCGCCUACGGCGCCUUUUGGCUCGCGCAGACGAUCAUUGCGGGUGGAAAGAGCACUGGGGCCAAGGUGCUGUUCCUCGGCCGAGCCGCGGCUCUCGUCGUCGGGGCGUACUUCUUCUGGUCGUGGAACGCGGGCGACGCGUCCACGGUGUGGGAGGCGACGAUGGCGACGAUGCCCGCGCUGAACACACCGGGCGCCCUCGUUCCCGACUUUCCCAAAGAGUUUUGGCGGCACGCGCUCAUGACCACGGGAGUUUGGAUGACGCUCGGGACGGUGCUGCCCGAUUACGCGCAGCGCAUGUCCAGCGCGGGCCGCGUCGCGAAGGGGCAGAUCGCGUGGCUGCCGGUACUCACCGCGUGCGCCGCGCUCGUCGCGUCGUCCAUGGCGCAGGCGCCCAACCUGGCGUUGUAUUCCGUCGUCGCCGUCGCCGCGCUGGUGACGAACGCCGUCGCAAAUUUCGUCGGCCCGAUGGCGGCGAUCGGCGGUGUCAAGCCCGGGAUGGGAAGCGCCGUUGCCGUCUCCGUCCUCAUCGCGUGCGCGGCGCCGCUGGUCAUGACGUGGCAGCAGACGGUCGCGGUGGCGUCGUGGGCGGUGGGCAUCGGCUCCCUCCUCGUCGCGCCGGUGGCUGGCGUGAUGCUCGCCGACUAUUGGAUCAUGCGCGGCCGAGUCGUGGACCGGUCGCAGCUCUCGAGCGAUACCGGCCCGGGCGGUGCGUACCACUACCUCGGCGGCGUGAACAUGCGCGCGGUGCUCGCCUUUCUCGUCGGCGUCGCCCCCGAUCUCAUCUCCGUGGCUCGGGGCGCGUCGACCAUCUUCGGCGGGUCGGCGAGCGCGACGGCGAUGGGCGCCGAAUCCUUCCUCUCCGCGUACGUGGUCAACAUGGAGUACUCGUCCAUGAUCGGCUUUGGCGCGUCGUUCGUCGCCUACCUCCUGCUCUCCGUGCUGUUCACGCCGGAUUCGCUCAAGAUUGCGAGGGCGGAGGCGAGGCGCAUGAAGGAGGAGGACGACGAGCUGGCGAGGGAACUCGCCGCGGCCAAGGCGGAUCCCUACGUCGACGGCCCGGCGUCCACCAAGUACGCCAACGCCGUCGCCGCGUCGACGUCGUCGGUUCCAACCUCGGCGUCGUCAUCGUCGUCGAAACCCGGGCGGCCAUCCGGGUCCACCGUCGAGGCGGGCGCCCCCGAGCCCGUCAAGGCGAAGGCGGCGGCGGCGGUCGCCACCGAGGAGCCCGUCGCGAAGCCCUCGCAACAAAGCCCGGCGUUUUUCGUCAAGAAGUCCAAGGCGGCUAAGAACGAGUUCAUCGUCAACUCCAGCCUCGGCGACGGUCGCCAGGAGCCGCCGGAUUCCGACGGCGAUGACGUCGACUACGACGCCAUCGUCGAGUUUUAUCGCGCCGCGGCGGCUCGAAUCGAGCGGUCGCUCCUCCCCGCGAUGGCGUCGCGCGCCGAUGCCCAGAACAACCUCCGUGCGCUCGCCAAGGAGCGCCAGAUCAUGCUCGAGGGCCACGUCGAGAACCGGGACGUCAUGUCCAUGGUCGAGGUUCGCUACGAGGUGAUGCAGAUGAACCUGCUCAUCGCGGAGGCUGAGCUCGCGGCGGCGGAGAUUGAGCGCGACCUCGCCGAGGCUCGCGCGUUUUUCGAGGGCGAGCUGGAGGAGGACGUGUCCGACAUCGAGGAGAGGCUGGAGCGCGACCCGCCGAGGCCGUCCAGCAGAUCCGCGGACGCCGUCCAGGAGGUGGUGUCAACGCGCCGCGGCCGCGCCAACACCGCCCGAAGAGACGCCGUGGACGCGUCUGGAUCGGCGAGGGACGCGAACGCCUCGGCGAGAAACGCGAGCGAGGCGGCGGAUAACGCCGCCAACGAGCUGCGCGCCGAGGACGAGACCCGCUCGCUGCUGCGCAACUGGGCGGUCGCGGUCGGGACGUGGGAGCUCCCGCCCGUGCUCGACGUGCCGAUGCUUCCCAUGUCGGACGCGGAGGCGGCGCAACGGCAGAAGGAGGACGCCAGGCGAGCAGAGUACGAGUCCAAGGUGCGCGCGGAGCGGGAGAACGAGUCCAUCCGCCGCCGCGAGGAGGACGCCAGGCGCGCCGCCGCCGAGGCUGACAUCCGCCGCAUGGAGGAGGAGGAGCAGCGCGUCCGCGCGCAGGAGGAGCAGCGCCGCCGAGCCGCCGCCGACGAGGUGCAGCGCCUCGAGGCGCUCAUCCAAUCCGUCACCGACUCGCUCACGUCCACCAAGUCCUCGAUGUCCAACACCGUCAACCUCCGCAAGUCCGAGGAGGACGCCAACGUGAGCCGCGAGGACCAGAGGCGCGAGCUCGCCGCCGCGGACAUCGCCCGCGCGCAGGCUGAGAUCAAAGCCGCGCAGGAGAGGGAAGCCACCCGCCGAGCCGAGUUUGAACGCAAGGUGGACACCUCCGCCGCGCAGGAGAAGCUUCGCAGGGCGGAGGAACUCGAACGUCGCGAGGCGUGGGACGUUGAAACGGCCGCGCUGGAAGAGGAGGAGACGAACCGACGCGCCGAGGAGGACGCCGCGAGGGAGGCGUCGCUGAAGAAGGUGUACGCCGCGAGAGACGCGCUCGCCGUCGUCGUCGACGGAAUCUCUCGCCGCCGAUCCGAUUCCCUGCUCGCGAUGCGCGAGCUGAUGGACGAGGAGGCGCGGCUCAGGGCGGAGGAGGACGCGAGGCGCGCCGCCGCCGAGCGCGUGAUCAACCAGGCUGCCCUCGAGGAGCGCGGCAAGCUCACCGCCGAGGAGGAUGAGCGCAGGGCGCGGGAAAACCUCCGAAGGAUGCAAGCCGCCGACGCGGCGCGGGAACGCGCCGCGCAGGAGCAGGCGAAGAUCGCGGAGGAGGACGCGAGGCGCGGCGAUAAGGACGACGCCGUUCGAGCCACCGCCGACGCCCUCGAGGCUCUCGAGCGAGACAUCAAGGCGAGGCGAGCCAACGCCGACAACGACGCCGAGGCUCGCCGCCGGGCCCUCGCCGACAUGCAGGAAUCCGAGCGACGACGCAGGGCGGUGGUCGAGCAGGACAUGGCGGUCGCCGCCGAGUCCGAGGCGAGGGCGAGGGCCGAGGAGGACGCCCGCAAGCAGGCUGCCAUCGACGAGGUUGCGCAGAUGGAGGCGACCAACGCGGCGCUGCUCGAAGCCGAGGAGAGGCGCCGCUACGAGUUCAAGAUGGAGACGAUCCGCAUCAUCCAGGAGAACGAGCGCACCCUCCAAGAGGAGGAGAAGCGCCGCGCGGUCGCCAUCGCGUCCAUGCAGCGCGCCCUCGAGGAGGAGGAGCGCCGGGUCAAGUCCGAGGACGACCGCCGCGCUCGAGCCGCCGCCGACGCCAAGCGAGCCAAGGAGACGGAGGAGAAACGCGUCGCGGACGAGAACCGACGACGCGACGCCGCCGACGCCGCCAUGAAGAAAGCCGCGGAAGACGAAACGGCGCGACGCAAGGCCGAGGACGACCGACGCGCCAAGGCUGACGAGGACGAGAGGGCUCGAGCCGUCGCGGAGACGAAGAGGCGCGACGAGGAAGACGCUCGACGAGCCGAAGCCGUCGCCGCGCAACUCGCGCUCAAGAAGGCGUCGCAGGAGAAGCUCGCCGAGGAGGAGGCGAGGCGGCUCGCCGCGGAGGCUGCGGCCGCGGCCCGCGCCGCCAUGGAACGCGAGCAGAUCAAGGAGGAGGAGGAACGCAGGGCGGAGGCGCUGGCGCGCGCGAAGAAGGCGAUGGACGACGAGGCGAAGCGCCGGCUCGCCGAGGACAAGCGCAGGCAGCAGGCGGACAUGGAGAUGAAGCGCAUGGCGGAGGCUGAGAUCGCCGAGCGCCAGAAGGAGGACAAGAGGCGGAGGGACGUCGAGUCGGAGGAGCAGCGACUGGCGAUCGCCGAGACGCGGCUUCGCGACCAGGCGGAGGCGGCGGCGAGGCAGCGCGAGAUUGACAUGGAACGCAAAUCCGCCGAGGCUGAGCGCAUCCGCGCCUCCGAGGAGGCGCGCCGCGCCGCCGCCGACGCCGACGCGCAGCGACGCGCCGAGGCGGAGAAGGCUCGCCGCGAGAGCGAAGACGCGAGGCGCCAAGCCGCCGAGAAGUCGAUGCAAACCGCCGCGGAGAAUGAGCGCAGGCGCAGGCUCGAGGAGGACGAACGCCGCACCGUCGCCGCGCAGGCGCUUCAGAACGCCCUCGACGAGGAGAAGGCGAAGCGCGCGCAGGAGGACCUUCGCAGGCAGCAGGCUCGCGCCGCCGCCGAAGCCGCCGCCGCCAUCGAGGAGGCGACGGUUUCCGCGGAGAAUGACAGACGAGCCAACGCGCGAGAGGCUGCGGUCCGCGCCGCCGAGGAAGAGCGCUCGCGGCGAGACGACGAGGAGGCCCGCAGGCGCGAAGCCGCGGACGCCUACCAGUCCCUCCUGGAGUCUCUCCGGGGCCUCGACGGCGAGUUUGAGCCCCGCCGGCUCGCCGCGGCGAAGGCUGCGCAGGCGGCGUUGGACCUCGAGAAGGACGCGCUCGCCUCGGCCAAACGCGCCCUCGAGGACGCCGUGGCCGAGGACAAGGCUCUCGCGGAGCAGGAGGCCAAGGACCGCGCCGCCGAGGACACGAAGAUCGCCGCCGCCAAGCUCGCGCUCGAGGAGAUGAUGCGAUCGGAGGCGCAGCGCAGGUCCGAGGAGGACCAGCGCCGCCGCGCCGCGCAGGCUGAGCUCGAGCGGCUCGUGCUCGUGGACCGCAGCUUGGGCGAGACGGAGGAGCGCCGCCGCGCCGCGUUCGACCUCGAGAUCGAACGCCUCUCCAAGCUCGCCGAGGACGAGGCUCGACGGCAGGAGGCGUCGGUGCGAGCAGCCGAGGAGGCGCGCCGCCGCGACGCCGAGGCGGCUAUUCGCGCCAAGGACGAGGACGAGCGAAGGGUCCAAAAGGAGGAGGAUGCCAGGCGCGUCGCCGCGGACGCCGCGAUCGAGGCUGCCGAGCGCGACCUCGCGCAGCAGAUCGCGCAGGAGGACAACCGCAGGGUCCAGUGGGAGGUGUCCAUGUCCGAGCGGGCGCGAGCCGAGGCUGAGAGGGUGGCUCGAGAGGAGCGCCGCGUCGCCGAGGCGGAGGAUGCCAUGCGUCGGAUGGUGCUCGAGGAGGAGAACAAGCGGAGGGAGGAGGAGUACCGCCGCGAACAGCUCGAGUCGCGGCUUCGCGCGAUCCAGGACGACGACGAGCGCCAACGCGCGGCGGAGGAGGCGCGACGCGCGGGCGCCGAGCUCCAGAUGCGACAGAUGGUCACCGAGGAGACCAACAUCACCGCGGCGGAGGAUGCGCGCAGGGCGCAAAUCGCCGCGGAGGUUGAGCUCGCGAACAAGAAGGAGGAGGCCAUCGUCGCCGCGGAGGAGGCGCGCAGGGCCGACGCCGACGCCGCCAUCGCCCGCGCCCGCGCCGCUCUCGACGCCCUCAUCGCCGAGAUUGACGCGAGGAGGAAGUCGUACGAGGCGGCCAUCUCCACGGCGGCGGCGGCGGAGGCGGCGAAACGCGCGGACGAGGACUCCCGCCGACGCGACGAGGAGGAGGACCGCCGGCGCAGGUCCGAGGCGGAGGUCAACAUGCGAGUCUCGGAGGACACCCGACGGGCUUCCGAGGAGAACCGCAGGUUCAAGGCUGAGACGGCGGCGAAGCGAGCGAGGGAUUUCGAGGAGAAGCGCCGAGCCGCCGAAGCCGCCAGGGCGUCCUCCGUCAUGAGGGAGCUCGAGGCGGAGGCUGAGCUCCGCAAGAAGGCUGACGCCGCGAGAAAGGCGGCGGCGGAGAAGGCUGCCGAGGCUGAGAAGGCGGUGAGCGCGGCGGAGGACAGGAGGCUCAAGCGCGAGCGCGAAGCCGCCGAGGCGGCGGCGAAGAAGGCUGAGGAGCGCGAGCGCGCGGAGACGGAGAAGCGGCGCAAGCGGGAGGAGGAGGAACGGGCCGCGGCCGUCGCCGAGGCCAAGGCUCGCGCGGACGCCGCCGCCGAGGCUGCCGCCGAGGCUGAGGAGGCCUCCAAGGCUCAGGCCAAGGCUGCGACUGAGAAGGCUGCGGCUGAAGCCGCCGCCGCGGCGGAUGCCAAGGCUGACGCCGAGGCCAAGGCUGCGGCGGAUGCCAAGGCUGCCGCCGCGGCCGAGGCCAAGGCUGUCGCGGAGGCUGCCGCCGCGGCGAAAGCCGCGAGGGAGGCGGCCGAGGCGGCCGUGCGCGAGGCUGAGGCCAAGGCGAAGCAGAUGGAGGAGGAAGCCGCCGCGAAGAAGGCGAAGGCCGCCGCCGAGAAGGCGAAAGCCGCGCCGCCCGUGGACGUCUUCGCCGCCGCGGCUGAAACCUUCGGCGCUCCCGUCCCCGAGCCCGUCCCCGAGCCCGUCCCCGAGCCCGUCAAGGCGCCCAUGACCCCGACUCCCGUCACGGGUCCCAAGGCGGCGCCCAAAACCCGCGGCGAGCGCCGCGCCGAGCUCGUCGAGGCGACCAACCGCGUGAGGGAGGAGCUCAAGACGGCGACGGAUACCAAAUCCGUCGAGCAGCGCAAGGCUCGACUCCUGGCCAGGCUGGACAGGAACCAGGCGCUCGAGGUGGCCGUGGAGGUUGCCCUCAUCGACAAGGACCCGCAGCUCGUCACCGAGGUGCUCCAGGUAACGUCCAACGUCGUCGCCGCCGCCGAGACGCUCGCCGCGCUUCACCGCUCAGACGAGAACCGCGCGGCGGAGGUGCUCAUGGGCCUCGACGCCCCCCGGGGAGCCGAGUACCUGCGUCUCAUGGUCGAGCAGCUCAACGACGUGGACGCGGCGUCCGCGUUGGUGGGCGCCGAGGAGCCCGGUCGCGUCGUCGCCGUGGCGCAGUUCCUCCUUCCCUACGGCGCCAGGUCGGUGCUCUACAAGGGUAAGGAGCUGCUCGCGCUCGUCGCGUCGACAAGUACAUCCGCCGCCAAGGCCAUAUACGCCGGUCUCGAGUACACCGAGCAGGUGUCCAUCCUGCGCAGGCUCGUGCUUGGGUUGGGCCAGAGGCCCGGGAGCGAGGAUAAGGAGGAGGGCGCGCUGUCCAGGACGGCGCUGGUGGACGCGAGCGUCUUUGACGGGGGCAAACCCGACCCGGAGUUGGCGGCGACGCUCCUCUCCGGGCUGGACGCCAAGAAGGCGACUGAGGUGCUCCACAGGUUCCGCACGAAGGGCGUGAAGCAGGGGAGCGAGAAGUGGCAGAGGCGGCAGGACGCGGUGGAGGAGGUGCGGAGGGUGCUCUCCACCCUCGACGCGGCGCUCGCGUCGGAGGUGGACUCGCUCCUGGCCAGGAAGAGGCGAUGA
Messenger RNA from Micromonas commoda, 8064 nucleotides. Its product is annotated as Nucleobase:Cation symporter-1 family. Gene Ontology annotation, biological process: nucleobase transport; transmembrane transport. Gene Ontology annotation, molecular function: nucleobase transmembrane transporter activity. The transcript has a single exon. Gene Ontology annotation, cellular component: plasma membrane. The record is from RefSeq and is a predicted model, not a curated record. Bases 1 to 8064 code for a protein of 2687 amino acids. Lineage: Eukaryota; Viridiplantae; Chlorophyta; Mamiellophyceae; Mamiellales; Mamiellaceae.